Messenger RNA from Ichthyophthirius multifiliis, 5373 nucleotides. RefSeq lists its product as hypothetical. Lineage: Eukaryota; Ciliophora; Oligohymenophorea; Hymenostomatida. The transcript has 15 exons. The record is from RefSeq and is a predicted model, not a curated record.
AUGGAUGAAAAUCAAAAACCAAACUACAUAUGUGCAUACUGUAACACAGGCUAUUACCCUCCUCCUCUUCCAACCUAAUUUGACUAACAAAAUCCUCCUAUAGUACCUUGUUCAUAAAGUUAUGAUAUAAUAUAUAUAAGUGCUGAUGCAAAUAAGGAAUGCUAAGAAAAUGUCACAAGUCCUCUCAACUAAAAUAACUGCGAAAAGCAUUUUCAAAUAGGAAAAUGUGUAUGUGAGAAUUACGAAAACGCCUGCAAAAAAAAUAUGGAUGGAAGUUUAGAAAAGCCAUAUGAUAAUUUAUUCAACGCCUUAUUUUUUACAGAAAAGAAAUACGAAAAACAAUACAACUUAAAUUUAAGUUUUAUUCUUUUGAAAGGAAAAGAAAGUUAAAAAACCACAUUUUAAGAUUCAUCUUUUGAAAAUUUUAACGACGCUUUUUGGCGAGUAGAAAAUCAUGCUAAAUUUGUGGCAAAAAGUCCAUUUACUAUUAAUGUUUAUAGCAUAGGAUUAGCGUAAUUUGCAGGAGAAUUAAUUAUUGAUAAUUCGAUUUUUUCUAAAGCUAUUCCUUUUUUACAUACUUAAGCUCUUUUUUGUUCUUAUACUUCUGAAAUGGUUGGAUAUGUAGAAGGUGAUUCCUAAAAGAAAUUAUGGUUUCCAGGAUACUCGUAAAAAUUAACAGAUUAUUCAGAUAUUUUAAACUCUCAUAUAGUCUUAAUAGAUACUUUAGCUCGUAUAGACAUCCGAAAUAGCAAAUUUUUAAAUAAUACAAGUAAUUCAGGACCUGCAUUAACAACUAAAGAAAAUUUUAUGUUAAGUCAUAUUGAUUUAAUAAAUAAAAAAAGUGAAAUUUUCAUUUACAAAAAUAUAUUCGAAAUGAAUUUUGGAUUAAUGGCUGGUUCUGUAAUCCGUAUAAUGAGAAAAGGACCUCUUUAUACAGAAAACUACUGCGGUCCAAUUUAUUUAAAAGAGAAUAUUUUCCAAGAAAACUACGGAUGUCGUACUAAUUUCGCUAUAGUGAAUAUUCAGUGUUUUUUCUAAGGCGAAUUUACCGAUUCAGGUAUCCAAAAAGCCAAAGAUAUCAAAUUAGAUGAAGAUAUAAAAACAUAUGCGAGCAAAGAACUUCAAGCUCCAUAAGGAUACAAAGACAAAAAAGGUUAUAAUUUAGGGCUUUCUAAAGGCUUUAUAGCCGAUUCAGGUUUUUUAAUGAAGGAAAGUUCUGCUGUUUUAUUAGAUUUAUGUGAUAAAAUAUAAAUUAUUGGGAAUACUUUUGAUAAAAACUGGAGUGUUUCAACUGGAGAUUACUACAUAGGGUCAAGUUUGAAUAUUUUCAGGAGUAUAAGCUUUCACGGAAUUUUCAUUUAAAAUAAUUUAUUUAAAAAUCAUGAAGGAAAUGGAAAAUGUAUGAUACAUUUAAUUGGAGGAGAUAUUGUAUAAUUAAAUUAAAAUUAAUUUAUUAAUAAUGAUAAUGAUUAUUUUGAUUCAAACAAUAAAUAAGGAAUUUGGGGUUAUAUAUGUACAACUGAUAAAUUAGGUAUUUUAGCAAAAAGUAAUGGAAUGAAUCAAAUAACAAUUUAAGGUGAUGAAGCUGAUGAGAAUUUUAUUGAUUUUUAUGAUAACAAAGGAAAAUUAAUUACACAUUACUCAAACGUUUCUAAAUUAAUGCUAAAAGGCAUAAAAAUAAAGCAAAAUAAAUCUAAAGAAAGUCUAAUUGAUAUAAUAAGUACAGCUGAAAAAACUGAAAUAAUAAAUAUUAAAGCCUUUGAAAAUUCCCAAUAUUAAAAUGGUAUAAUAAAUAUAAUGGAUAGUAAAUUUGUAGAAAUACAAGGGGCAUAAAUAUAAAAUAAUAUUCCAAAAAUGAUAAGCUGUAUUUCAAUUUUGAACUCUUAAAACACGGAAAUAAAAUAAUCUAACUUUACAAAUAAUACAUAUAUCCAUGAUUUUCGACUAGCAUAGCCUUCACUUGUUGUAAAUUAUUAAUAUUAUUCAACUCCUAUAAUGGUUAAUUCUUCGAAUGUUAUAUUUGAUUCAAUAAAAUUAAAUAGAAAUAUUGCAUCUCAUGGAGGAGGCAUAUUUGUUAGUGCUAUCUCAACAAUAACUGUAAAAAAAAUAAUAUGUGAGAAAAACAAUGCAUUUUCCGGAGGUUGUAUAUAUUCGGAAAAGAAUAGUAUAAUAAACAUACUCUAAUCAUAAUUUAAGGAAAACAUAGUCUAAUAUGCAGGGGGAGCAAUAAGUUUAUUUUCUCAAAGCGAAUUAAACGAUAAGUUAUCUAUUUUUUAAUAUAAUCAAGCCGAAAAUGGUGGCUGCAUCUUUUCUUCAACUUCAUUUAUGGAUUUAGAUAAAAGUAUUAUAGAAGAAAAUAAAUCUCUUUUAUUAGCCAGUGCUAUUUCUAAUUAUAUAGGAAAGUUUAAUCUUAAAUUUAUACAUUUAAAUAAAAAUAUAUCAAAUGGAAAUUCCCUUAUUUAUUCUAUUGAGGGGGUUGGAGAAAUUUUAUCUUGUUUUUUUUCAGACAAUUACGCUUCUAGAUAGAGUUAUGGGAUUAGAGCUAUUAGAUCAUUUAUUAUUAUUAAAAGCUCGAGUUUUUUAAAAACUGAUAUCGAUAAAUCUGAUAUUUAUUAAAUUAACGGAGGAUUUAUUAGAAUUUCAGAAGGAAAUACAAUUGUAAAUAAAUAUAUAUUAAUUUAAAAAAAAAAAUUAAAAAAAUAGAUUGAAGAUACAAAGUUUAAUAAUGGAAUGGCUUUUAAUGGAGGAAGUAUUUUUAGUGGUUUUGAAGCCUUUUUAUAAAUAAAAAAUUGCCAUUUUUUUAGUGACGAAGUAAUUAGUUAGGGAGGAAACAUAUAUAGUUUUUUAAGUAGUAAAAUAGAAAUUAUAAGCAGCAGUUUCCAAGAGUCUAUAAGUUAAUAAAAAGGAAGCAAUAUAUAUGCUUAAGGAGUCCGAAAUAUUAUUAUUUCUGGCUGUGAAUUUUCAAAAAUAACCGGAAAUUCUAUCUAUGGAUUAAAUGUGUUUAAUUUUAAAAUUGAUUAAGGAUCUAAGUUUAUUAAUAUAGAAUAAUAAAAUUAAGAAUUUUAGUUUAGUGAAAUAGCCAUCUAAAGUUAAGGUUUUGAAUGCUAAAUGUGUGAUAAUAUUGAAAUAUAAAAUACUAGUUUUUAAAAUUUAUUAGCCCAUAAAGGAUCUGCUAUUUUAAUUGACAAUGAUUAUUUAACAGUACCAUGCUUAAUAAAUAUAAAAGAUUCUGUUUUUGAAAAUAAUAAAGCAUAUUAAGGAGGAGCCAUAUAUUUAUCAGGAAAUAUAUCUGGAAACAUAAUAGACACAUUAUUUUAAUCAAACAUAGCAUACUAGCCUUUAAAUAUAAUAUAUUUGAAAAAUGAAAGUGGUAUCGGGGGCGGGGUCCUAUACAACUGCCCUCGAAUAAAUAAAGACUGUGUCAUUAAAUUUACCAACGCAAAAUUUUACUCUAACACUGCUACUUUAAAAGGUGGAGGCAUUUAAUGGAAUGAUAAGCCUUUACAUAUAGAAAGUAAUUUUGAAUUUAAAGAUAAUAAGGCCGUAUAUGGAAAUAACAUAGCUUCAUAUGCUGUUUGUGUUAUAAAAGUAGACACAAUAUAAGAUACAUAUAAAAAUUCAAUUUGUUUUAACCGUUAAAUAUAGAAAGGACGUGAAAUAAUAACUCGUUUUGCAAUUGAUAAUUUUGUUAGUGGGUAAAGUCCAGAAGACUACAAAGUCGUAAAUUCUACAAAAGUUGAGAAUUUAUCAUUUGCAUUAGUCGAUCAUUACGACAAUAGGAUCAAAAGCGAUAAUUCAUCUAAAAUAACAAUGAUUCCAAUCGCCAAAUUAACAAAAGAUGAUACUGGUUGGGAAAAGAUAUUCAUUAUAAACGGUGAAGAAUUUGCCCAAUAAGGUAUUUUUAGUUUCAAAAGAUUAAAACUAAUAACAGUUCCUGGUAGUAUAAUAGAACUUUCAGUAAUCACAAAUGGAAUUCCCUUCAGAUUAAAUCGCUAAAUCGUUCGAAUAUUAUAAGAAGAUAAUUAAAUUUAUAAAAAAAACACCACACAUUUGGAAUUUAACUCAAGAUCUCUCCAAAAUUAAAUGGAUAUAGUUUCUUAAUUAAGAGAAAGUUCAGAUGCUACAAUUUAAAUGGAACUGCGAAAAUGUUCCAGAGGAGAAAUAAUGAAAGACGACUAUACAUGCUAUGAAUGUCCUCGCUAUGAAUUUUCCCUUGAUGAUACUUAGGACAUUUAACUAGGAGGAGAAUGCUAAAAAUGUGAUAAUAAGGUUUCAUUAUGUCAAGGAGGUUAUUUUAUGGGACCUCUACCAGAAUAUUGGAGACUAGAUUCAUAUAAAAAGCAUUUCCAUAAAUGUCCCAAAAAAGGCGUUUGUUUAGGCUAUAUAGACCUUUCAUUUUAAUCAGAAUAUAAUUUUGUAGGAAAAUGCAAUAAGGGUCAUACUGGGAAUUUAUGUGAUUAUUGUAUUGAAGGAUUUGCUAUUUAUUAGAAUUAAUACUGUGUAUAAUGUACGAAUAAUAAUAUAUAUUGGAUUAGAGUUUUUUUUACUGUUGUUAUAGCUUUUAUUUAGGUUUGUUGGACUAUUAGGAGUACUUUAUUACAGAAUUAAUAACCGAUGAAAAGGGCUGCUAUUUUGAUGAAAAUGAUGAUGAAUUUUAUACAAUCGAUAUUCAUUUUUACUACUUUUAAUUUCUAAUUACCUUAAGAAAUUGUCAGCUUUGUUUCUACUUAAAAUGAAUUGGCAGCUGCAAGUCUUUAAAUGUUUAAUUUUAAUUGUUUAUAUAAAGCAUCAAUUUUCUUAAAUAAUAAUAUUAGAGUUUAUUUUGCUUAAACUAUUGUUAUUAGUUUAGCACCUCUUAUACUAGUUUUUUUUGUUGUUAUUUUCUGGGUUAUUCUUUACUAUAUAGAAUAUGGAAAUGAAGCUUUUAAGGACUCCUUUUAUAAAAAAGAAAUUACUAAUAAACUUAUAGCGUCAUCAAUUAUAAUCUAAUUCACUAUUUUACCAAAAAUAUUAGAUUUAACUUUAAAAGCAUAUAAAUGUGUAAACUUAGGCGAUGAUGAUAAUCCUAUGUUAUUUUUAAAAGCGGAUUACGAUGUAAAAUGUUGGGAUAAAACACACUGGUAAUUUAUAAUAUUUGUUGCAUUACCAAGUUUACUUAUAUGGGGAAUAAUUUGCCCUAUAUUUUUCUAUUAAAAACUAGUUGUUGAUGUCUUUUGGUCUAAUGGUUAUUAGUUUAGCUUAUCAUAAUUCCAAACAUCCUUAUUCUGAUAUUAUUUUUAAUAAUUUAGAAAGAAAUAAUCUUAUUAGUUAAUGUAUUAUUUUGAUUUCUUUACUUUAUAUAGUUUCAAUUGAAUAAACUGAAUUUUAAGCAUU